This is a messenger RNA of Rana temporaria (common frog), 2004 nucleotides long. It is a transcript of the gene RNF8, whose product is annotated as ring finger protein 8. The transcript is spliced from 8 exons. Gene Ontology annotation, molecular function: histone binding; ubiquitin protein ligase activity. Gene Ontology annotation, cellular component: ubiquitin ligase complex; site of double-strand break; nucleus. Gene Ontology annotation, biological process: double-strand break repair; protein K48-linked ubiquitination; ubiquitin-dependent protein catabolic process. NCBI's taxonomy places the organism in Eukaryota, Metazoa, Chordata, Amphibia, Anura, Ranidae. The coding region runs from base 125 to 1672 and encodes 515 amino acids. The record is from RefSeq and is a predicted model, not a curated record.
CCCCCCUGUCGGUUGCGUCAAGAAUUAAUCCGGGGACGCGCAUGCGUGUUGCUCCCCCUGACAGCGCGCGCGCAGACAGGGGAGAGUUUGACUGGAUGCGGCCUCCGGUGCCGUUCGGUUGGCGAUGGCGGAGGACGGGGAGCUGUGCUGGUGUCUGAGGAGAGUCGGGGGGACCCAGGAGCGGCUUAUACUGCCUGAGGGGGAAGAGGUGACUGUGGGAAGAGGGAUCGGGGUCACCUACCAGCUGGUCUCUACGUCAUGCCCUCUAAUGAUUUCCCGGACGCACUGCAUCUUCCGGCAGAACGCACAGGGCCAGUGGACAGCCACCGAUAACAGUAGCUUGAAUGGAGUGUGGGUGAACAAUGAGAGACUGGAUGCAAGCAAACCUUACACACUGACCAAAGGAUCCUCUGUCCAGUUUGGCGUACCUCUUCCAAAUGCGGACACACCUGAGUUUGAGUAUGUACUGGUCCAGGAGAACAUGGGGAAAAUCCGACCAUUUCUGUUCGCAAAGAGCAAACCUCCGCGAAACAAGCGCAAACUUAACUGUGAAGAUUCCGAGACUCCUGGAACGGAGGUUGGUACCUCUAGUAUGUCCAGAGCCAAGCUCCCACGAAGAGAAGAACAGCUUGCAAAAUUGCCAAAGCCUGACCUGUCCAAACAGCCAACAGUACUUGCAGAGCAGCUGGAAUCGGACUUGGACAUCAUAGCGGCUACCCAGCAGCAGUGCAUGAACACUUUGCAGCUGUCCAGGAUGAGAGAGUCUAUAGCAGAUCUACGCAGCCUAAACGUUCGGGUCCAGAAAAAACACAAAGACAUGCGAAACAUGAAAGAUCCACAGCAGAGCCCAUCAGAGGAUACCCAUUGUCAGCUGAAAUGCAGGCAGGAGCUUAUCGAUCUCCAGAAUCAGAUGGUCAGCAAAAGAAAAGAACAUCUGCAGAGGGUCAACGAGGUGCAUAGGAUGCAAGAAGAGCAGCAGAGCAAAAACUCAUCCACCGAGUCCAAGGUCGCCGAAGAGGUCCAUCUGAAGGAGCAGCUCAGCCAACUACUGCAAGAGCAUUCCCUGCUCAUGGAAGAGCUGAAUCGCCACCAUUGGGAUUUUGAGCAGAUUAUUCAGGACAAGAACCGAGAACUGCAGGAGACAAAGAAGGAAAAGGAGAAGGUGGAGGCUCAGAAGGAGGAAGUUCUCAAUCACAUGAACGACGUCUUGGACAACGAACUGCAAUGCAUUAUCUGUUCUGAGAAUUUCAUAGAGGCUGUCACCCUCAGCUGUGCGCACAGCUUCUGUGCCUUCUGCAUCCAGUCAUGGCGGAAGCGCAAGGACGAGUGUCCCAUCUGCCGGCAGGAGAUAAAGUCCCAGACUCGAUCCCUCGUCCUGGACAACUGCAUCAACCGAAUGGUGGACAAACUGAGCCAGGAGAUGAAGGACCGGAGGGUGGCUCUGAUCCUAGAGCGUAAAGAUCUGGCGCAGUCCAUUCCAGUUCCAACCCCAACCCCAACCCCCGCACCCACAGAGAGUGACAGCAGCUCCUCCGAUCUCUCCUUCAUCUCCAUCCUUGACAGCAGCGACGACGGCGAUCUGGAAAGUGACGACUUCGGGGAUUCCUCAAUUGACAGCGAGCUGAGCCUGGACUCCGGGGACGACUAUGACGACUUGUUCUUCCACCAGUGAACGAUGCCGGUGGGCCCACGAGGUCGGUCUCUUCCCCCCCCCCCCCCCCCCCCCGGGGAGCUCAGACUCGCACAAUAGACAAUGCUUGCCGACCACAUGACUUUGUAUAUAGUGAGCGCAGCUGAAGGAGUUUCUUUUGUGGGGUUUUUUUUUUUUUUUUUUUUUUUGAACAGGUCUAUUUAUUUGCUUUGUAUAGUGUACAGCCGAGGACUCUCUCACACACGCUCUGUUUUGGGAACAAUACUUUGUGUUUUUGUUAUUUUUCUUUUGUCAGAAACCAUUAUACAUGUGGGGUGUUGUGUACAUUAAAGUGUAUGUUACCCCAAAACUGA